GUCACGGGAGGCGUCCCUUCUUCCGCGUGCCGGUGGCGGGAGCGCGCGGCGGGGGGCUGGGGGCGGGCGUGUCCGACCGCAGGAUGCUGGCGCGGGGCCGGCGGCUCCUGCACUGUUGGAAACCGCUUUUCUCCGGCCGCCUGCUGCUGCUGACCAACACGGCGAGCUGCGGCGCGCUGCUGGCCGCCGGCGACACGCUGCAGCAGGCCUGGCACCGCCGGCGGCACCCAGGCGCCGAGCUCCAGGUGGCCCGCACAGGACGCAUGUUCGCUGUCGGCUGCAGCAUGGGCCCGCUGAUGCACUACUGGUACCUCUGGCUGGACGCUGCCUUCCCGGCGCAGGGCAUGCGGGGGCUGAAAACUGUCCUGAAGAAAGUCCUCAUCGACCAGCUGGUGGCAUCGCCCGCCCUGGGCGGCUGGUACUUCCUCGGCAUGGGCACGCUGGAGGGCCAGUCUCUAGAGGAGAGCUGGGAGGAGCUGAAAGAGAAAUUUUGGGAGUUUUACAAGGCUGACUGGUGCAUCUGGCCGGCGGCUCAGCUCAUAAAUUUCCUCUUCGUCCCACCCAAGUACCGGGUGGUUUACAUCAACGUGAUCACGCUGGGCUGGGACACCUACCUCUCCUACCUCAAACACCGGCCUGGCAGCCCCUCGAGCGCUAAGCAGGACUCACCGCAUGAGAAACAGCGCGGUGUCGGGACGUAAAGAGGCAGCUGCUCUCAGCGAGUGCAACAUUUUCGGAGGCUUGUGCCCGCGGGGAGCAGUUUUUCUGGGCGUCGUGGUGGACGCAGCUCAAUCCACCGAAGAAAUGUGAUGGCCAGAGACCACCGCGCGCGCCGUCUGCAGCUCACUGCAGCCCGUGCGGAUCUUGCUGAUGAACCCAUCCACCGACUGCAACGAUGCCUAAAUGUGGUUUUUCUAAAGCUUAAAGCUGUGCCUUACUUACAGCUCUGCCCUCAUCCCUCCUGCCACACAGCAGCCCUCCCACGGCAGCAAGCCAAGCUGCCGCGCGGCAGCCGGAGCCAUUUGGUGGAUGCUAAUUAAGAAACCAGAUAAUUUCUGCUCCUCUCCAGCACCGAGCGCGCCAGCACGGGGCCAAGAACGCUGAGGUUAUCGGCACCGAGCGGCGGGACCGUCCCGCUACCCCCCUCCCCACCUGCAAUGAGGCCGAGGAACCGGUGAUCAGCAUUGAUUUAUUUCUUCACAACAUUUCUUUAAUACAGUGAUUUUUAGGAAAUUGUA
Messenger RNA from Phalacrocorax carbo (great cormorant), 1238 nucleotides. The record is from RefSeq and is a predicted model, not a curated record. NCBI's taxonomy places the organism in Eukaryota, Metazoa, Chordata, Aves, Suliformes, Phalacrocoracidae.